Messenger RNA from Symbiodinium pilosum, 1848 nucleotides. Lineage: Eukaryota; Dinophyceae; Suessiales; Symbiodiniaceae. The record is from the annotation of a GenBank genome assembly.
AUGGCUAAAGUGGUUAAAACUGACGACGAAUGGCGUCAGGAGCUCAGCCCGGAAGAGUUUGAGAUAACUCGACGUGCUGGUACGGAACGCGCCUUUACCGGUGUGUAUAACGACACUAAAACUCCCGGGCUGUACAACUGUAGAUGUUGUGACACGCCGUUGUUCGAUUCGGCCACCAAGUACGAUUCAGGCAGUGGCUGGCCAAGUUUUUAUGCACCCAUCGAUGGUGACGUUGUUACCACCCAUGAAGACGUCAGUAUGGGCAUGCGCCGUAUCGAAGUGAACUGUGCCACGUGUGAUGCCCAUCUGGGCCAUGUCUUUCCAGAUGGCCCUGAACCUACCGGGACACCGGAUAAAACCGCCUACAUAAUUGCUGAAACUGGCGAAGUGGUAACUUACGCAGAGUUAGAAGCCAAAGCCAAUCAGGCCGCGCACCUGUUCCGCUCGCUGGGUCUGCAGCGUGGCGACCACAUCGCGUUGCUGCUUGAAAAUCACGUCAGUUUUUACCAGAUCUGCUGGGCUGCGCAACGGGCGGGCUUGUAUUACACAGCCAUCAGCUGGCGAUUGCAGCCGGCGGAAGUGGAGUACAUCGUCAGCAACUGCGAAGCAAAAGUAUUCAUUACUUCGGCGGCGCGCAAAGAUGUUGCACAACCGUUGAUAGAAGCCUUGCCGGACCUGCAGGCGCGUUACAUGCUCGAUGGCACGAUUGCAGGCUUUGAGUCUUUUGAAGAGGCAAUUGCCAGUCAGCCAACCACACCUAUUGCUGACCAGAGCGAAGGUGCAUCGAUGUUGUAUUCCUCGGGUACCACAGGUUACCCAAAAGGCGUCAAAAGGCCGCUCCCGGAAGAACCCUACGGCACCGUGGAAGGGUUGCCGGUGAUGACGGCAUUGUAUGGCGCAACCCAGGAUUCUAUUUACCUGUCACCCGCGCCGCUUUAUCACGCUGCGCCUCUGGGCUUCACCAUGACGUGUCUACGCAACGGCAUACCGGUGGUUGUCAUGCAGCAUUUUGAAGCAGAGUACGCGUUAGAGUGUAUUGAAACUUAUAAAAUCACCCACAGUCAGUGGGUGCCGACCAUGUUUGUACGCAUGUUAAAGCUGCCUGAAGAAGUGCGGUUGAAAUAUGACGUUUCGUCACUGCAAUGCGCCAUCCACGCCGCGGCACCCUGUCCCAUCCCUAUCAAGGAACGCAUGAUUGAAUGGUGGGGGCCGGUGAUCUAUGAAUAUUAUGCCGGUACUGAAGGUAACGGUUUUGUACAACUGAACUCUGAAGAGUGGUUGGCGCACAAAGGCUCCGUAGGUAAACCGCUGAAUUGCGAAAUUCAUGUUUGUGACGAUGAGGGCAACGAUGUCCCUGCAGGAGAAUCGGGCACGAUCUACUUCGCCGGGGGCGGAGAGUUUGAGUACUACAAAGACAAAGAUAAAACGGCUGAUUCGAGACACACAAAAGGUUGGAGCACGUUAGGCGACGUAGGCUAUCUGGACGAAGAUGGCUAUCUGUACCUCACCGAUCGCAAACAUUUCAUGAUCAUUUCUGGCGGCGUUAACAUCUAUCCGCAGGAAGCGGAGAACGUGUUGAUCAAUCACGACAAGGUGAUCGACGUAGCCGUAUUUGGGGUACCGAACCCGGACUUCGGAGAAGAGGUGAAAGCGGUGGUGCAGCUGGCUGAUAUGAACGAAGCCAGCGCCGUGCUGGAAAUUGAACUAAUGGACUACUGUCGUGACCAUCUGUCUCACGUGAAGUGUCCUCGAAGCAUUGAUUUUCGGCCGGAGUUACCGCGGCAUCCGACCGGUAAACUGUAUAAGCGGUUACUGAAAGACGAGUAUUGGGCGGCUGCAGGCAAGUAG